Messenger RNA from Sparassis crispa, 663 nucleotides. Its product is annotated as GTP-binding protein. The record is from RefSeq and is a predicted model, not a curated record. NCBI's taxonomy places the organism in Eukaryota, Fungi, Basidiomycota, Agaricomycetes, Polyporales, Sparassidaceae. Gene Ontology annotation, molecular function: GTP binding; GTPase activity. The transcript is spliced from 6 exons. Gene Ontology annotation, biological process: regulation of endocytosis. Gene Ontology annotation, cellular component: endosome. Bases 1 to 663 code for a protein of 220 amino acids.
AUGGCCGGCGUCGUAUGGCACUAUGUCCUUAAAUUCAUCAUCACAGGCGAUGCCGCAGUGGGAAAGUCCUCGCUGCUCGUGCGCCUCACCGACCAGCGAUUCCUCAUGAACCCCGACCCAACACUAGGAGUGGAAUUCGGCUCGAAGCUGAUCACGAUCCCGGAGGAGAAUAAGGUCGUCAAACUGCAAUGCUGGGACACGGCAGGCACGGAGUCGUUCAGGUCCAUCACGCGGUCGUACUACCGCGGCGCUGCGGGCUGUCUGCUCGUGUACGACGUCACCUCGCGGCAAAGUUUCGUGAACGCCCGCUCGUGGCUCGCGGACGUGCGGGAGCACGCGGACCCACAUCUCACCUGCAUCCUCGUCGGUAACAAGAUCGACUUGUGUGCGGAAGACGCGCCCUCGGGGCCGGGGAGGCGUUCGCGGGAAGUGCCCACGGAGGAGGCGGAGCUCUGGGCGAAGGAGGAGGGUCUGCUCUUCGUGGAGGCCAGUGCGAAAUCGGGCCAGAACGUCGAGGCGGCGUUUGAGCAGGCGACAAGGGACAUUCUAGACAAGAUAAAGCGGGGCGUUUUCGACGACGAUAGACCAGGUGUAAAGCUAUCACGGCCUUCGAAUACUGACCUGACUCUGGACUCUGACGCGACGCAGUCUCGCUGUUGUUGA